Schistosoma margrebowiei is the source of this 2539-nucleotide messenger RNA. Lineage: Eukaryota; Metazoa; Platyhelminthes; Trematoda; Strigeidida; Schistosomatidae. The record is from the annotation of a GenBank genome assembly.
AGACCUCAAUCACUAAACACAACUGUAAAUCGACAGAAUUAUCGGACAACAAGUAAUUCAAACAAAAACGCAGCAAGUCCCGUAGCCACGAUAAGCUCUUCUCUUGUAUUGAAUGUCUCCGAGGAAUCAAAUAAAGUCGAUACUACAGAUUCUCGUGUUCAAAGUUCAGAUGAUAACUUACAAUCAGUAUUAUGUACAGCAAACGACAUAAACUCACCGUCAGAUACCCCUCCAAAACUACCUCCUCGUAUGGUGACAUCGAACAACUGCAAUUUCCUGAUAUCCAAAAAAUCUCUAGCUCCUGAAAAAGUUGAAAAAUUUAGCACACCACACAUGAAUACCCCUACAGAACAACAGCAACAGGAUGAAAUUGGAACAGAUGAUUUUUGUAGUCGAUCGGCUAGUCCCUUUGUAAAUCAACCAAUAAAAACUUAUUUCUCAAAUUCAACGGAACCUGUUAUUCCUAUAAAACUUGAUAAUGAUGGUAAUACGGAAAAACCGACAUAUCCUUCAACGAAACUAUCAACACAAGUCCAAGAACCUGAAGUAACAAAAGAAUCUAUGGAUUCAUCCCAUGAACAGCAUACAUUUCGAAUAGUAAAACCAGUUAAUCCAGCUGUUUAUCGACGGUUUAUGGAACAAAGAAUGGCAGAUAUUGGUAGAAUACACCGCGAACGUAAGGAAAGACGUGAUCGUCUUGAAUCCGAAAUGUCUAAAGUUGGUUUAGAUGAAAAUGCUCGUGUUCAAAUGCGCUGUUUGCUUCGCAAAAAGGAGUCUAAUCACAUGCGAAUGCAACGUGCUAAAAUGGACCAAUCAAUGUUUUACAGGAUAAAACAUUUAGGUGUUGGAGCAUUUGGCAAAGUAUGGCUUGUACGCAAAAAGGAUAAUAACCAACUAUAUGCCAUGAAGUUAUUAAAUAAAAGAGAUGUUGUAGAACGCCGACAGUUAGCUCAUGUACAAGCUGAAAGAGAUAUUCUAGCUGAGGCAGAUAAUGAGUGGGUCGUGAAAUUGUUUUUUUCAUUCCAAGAUUCACGAGCACUUUACUUAGUUAUGGAGUAUAUUCCUGGUGGUGAUAUGAUGUCAUUGUUAAUUAAAAAAGGUAUUUUCGAAGAACCGUUAGCACGAUUUUAUAUCGCUGAAUUGACAUUAGCAUUGCAGAGUGUUCACGCUAUGGGAUUCGUUCAUAGAGAUAUCAAACCGGACAACAUUCUCAUUAAUCGUGAAGGACAUAUUAAAUUAACAGAUUUCGGUUUGUGUACUGGCUUUCGCUGGACACAUAGCUCCAAAUAUUGGGAUUUAGACUUCAAUAUACCUUGUUCCUCACCCAGCCGUAAUAGGAUAAAUCGAGCUAAAACAGCUGAACCACCUGAGUCAACCAAAUUAACUGAAGAUCAGAUCACGAAAAGCUGUAAAGAAUGUGACGAAGACGAUGUUACAACUAUAGAAAAGGAAGAGGUUGGGGUACUGGAACAAGUGCACAAUUCCCGUCAAACAAAUGGUAAACAAUUCACAGCGUUAAGGGGAGUACACCAUGACAAAACACUUGAAAGGCGUAGAAAUAGUUUUGCUAAUCGCCGAUGUGCCCAAUCUUUGGUUGGAACGCCGAAUUACAUCGCACCAGAAAUUUUGCGCAGGCAAGAUUACGGACAAGCCUGCGACUGGUGGUCAGUUGGAGUGAUUUUAUACGAAAUGCUUGUUGGACAACCUCCUUUCCUAGCUCAGACAGCGGCAGAUACUCAAAUUCGUGUUGUCCAGUGGUAUAAUUACCUUAAGUUGCCCGGUGAGCCACGAUUAAAAAAAGAUGCAAGCAAUCUUAUACGUCAACUCCUCCGAGAUCCAUCUGAUCGACUAUCUGAUCCAGUAAAAAUAAAAUCCCAUCCUUUCUUUGAAUCAGUUGCAUGGGAUAAACUUGUUCAGCAAACGCCCCCAUACGUUCCAACAAUUCGUGAUGAAUUGGAUACAUCCAACUUUGACCCAGUUGACGAUGAACGUACACUUUAUAGUAGUGGGAACAAUCAUAGUUUGGAUUAUUCAUCGGCUAACAAUACUCAAUUACCAUUUCCAAACUUUACAUUCAAACGAUUUUUCGAUCGUGAUCCAACCACUAUCCAAACUCCGUAAUCUCACUUUUCUGAUUCAGAUUCCUGGCUUUUUUUAUAAUUCAUCUGUAUCAUUACUAAUGAUCCAUUUUUAGUAUCAUUGUAAUGGAAUCAUAAGUGGCAUUUACAGAAUAAGUCAUAUAUGUUUUAACAUACUUCUUGUCUUAUCCCAUGCUUUUAAGGAAACCUCUAUGCUGUACAGAAAGUUUUAUACUUUUUCUGUUGAUUCUGCUUUGAAGAUAUGUUUUAUUUAACAGUUUUCAUAUCUGAAUAUAUUUCUCUUUAUAUAUAUUAUCUUUCUGGGUUUCGUCAAUUGACAGUCUCAAAUUCACUUUGUAAAAUUCAUUUGUGAAGCGUUAAAUAAUUACGGCAGUUUCACAAAUAAUCUAUAUAAAUUAUAUAUUAAAUUGAACUUCAUGAGUAGAAAUGCAAACGCGUAC